Acipenser ruthenus (sterlet) is the source of this 3247-nucleotide messenger RNA. Its product is annotated as suppressor of tumorigenicity 7 protein homolog. Bases 110 to 1720 code for a protein of 536 amino acids. The transcript has 16 exons. Lineage: Eukaryota; Metazoa; Chordata; Actinopteri; Acipenseriformes; Acipenseridae. The record is from RefSeq and is a predicted model, not a curated record.
GCAGUAGCGAGCACAAAACAUGGCUGAAGCUGGGACGGGCUUUUUAGAACAGUUCAACUCGUGCAUCGUCUGAUCUUGGACGUACCACUGGACUGUCUGGUUCUUUGUUAUGCUUUUUGUGGUUUACAUACUAAGAGUGCCAUUAAAAAUCAACUAUAAUUUAACAGCAGCAUCUGGGCCAGCCAUGUUCGGCACUGAAUCGUCAUUGAGCAUGUUUCUGAACACGUUGACCCCCAAGUUCUACGUUGCCCUGACCGGGACCUCGUCUUUAAUAUCAGGGCUUAUAUUGAUAUUUGAAUGGUGGUAUUUCCGAAAGUAUGGCACGUCAUUCAUUGAGCAGGUCUCUGUGAGUCACCUUCGCCCUCUGCUGGGUGGAGUAGACAACAGCACUCCAAGUAACCCCAGCACCCCUAAUGGAGACUCUGAUUCAAACAGACAGAGUGUGUCAGAAUGUAAAGUGUGGAGAAAUCCGUUAAAUUUAUUCAGAGGAGCAGAAUAUAACCGGUACACGUGGGUAACGGGAAGAGAGCCUCUCACAUACUAUGACAUGAAUCUUUCAGCGCAGGAUCAUCAAACGUUCUUUACGUGUGACACGGACCACUUAAGACCACCAGAUGCUAUAAUGCAGAAAGCUUGGAGAGAGAGAAACCCGCAGGCUCGUAUCUCUGCAGCACACGAAGCCUUGGAGCUAAAUGACUGUGCUACUGCAUGCAUUCUCCUGGCUGAAGAAGAAGCCACAACGAUCGUGGAGGCUGAGAAACUAUUUAAACAAGCACUGAAGGCAGGAGAGGGCUGUUACAGACGCAGUCAGCAGCUGCAGCACCAUGGAGCCCAAUACGAAGCACAGCACAGAAGGGACACAAAUGUACUGGUUUACAUUAAAAGAAGAUUAGCAAUGUGUGCAAGAAAGCUCGGAAGAACGAGGGAAGCAGUGAAAAUGUUGAGAGAUUUAAUGAAGGAGUUCCCUCUCCUCAGCAUGUUCAAUAUCCAUGAAAAUCUACUGGAGGCCUUACUGGAGCUGCAGGCCUAUGCUGAUGUACAAGCAGUAUUAGCAAAAUAUGAUGAUAUUAGUUUACCCAAAUCAGCAACAAUAUGCUACACAGCAGCCCUCCUCAAAGCUAGGGCUGUCUCAGACAAAUUCUCUCCAGAGGCUGCGUCCAGACGAGGCCUCAGUACUGCAGAGAUGAAUGCUGUGGAAGCCAUACACAGAGCUGUGGAAUUUAACCCACACGUACCCAAAUACCUCUUAGAAAUGAAAAGUUUAAUACUGCCACCAGAACACAUUUUGAAGAGAGGAGACAGUGAAGCAAUAGCAUACACAUUCUUUCACCUGCAACACUGGAAACGGGUGGAAGGGGCUUUGAAUCUCUUGCACUGUACCUGGGAAGGAACUUUUCGAAUGAUUCCUUACCCUCUGGAAAAAGGGCACCUCUUCUACCCUUAUCCAAUUUGUACAGAGACAGCCGACAGAGAACUACUACCCUCGUUUCAUGAAGUUUCAGUAUACCCAAAGAAAGAACUGCCUUUCUUCAUCCUGUUCACAGCAGGCUUGUGUUCCUUCACUGCAAUGCUUGCACUUCUCACACACCAGUUCCCAGAACUAAUGGGGGUCUUUGCUAAAGCUUUUCUCAGCACCCUGUUUGCACCAUUAAACUUUGUAAUGGAAAAGGUGGAGAGCAUCCUACCCUCCAGCCUGUGGCACCAGCUGACAAGGAUCUAGGACUUGAAGGGACUGCUGCCACACGACUGCCACGACGUUUGUGCCAAGAUCAUGCGCCUUGUGGACCACAAGAAACCAUGAUGGAGAAGUGGGGGUGGGGGGUGGAGUAGUGACUGUCGGUUAAAGACUUUGUUUUGUUUGUUUUCAUGUAAACCUGUUUUUGUUGUACAAAAAAAGGUGAUGUUAAGUUCUAUUAUAUUUUGCCUUCAGAAAAAAAUGCUCAAAAAGCUAAAAAAAAAAAUUUAAUAAAGAUUUUUGUGUAUUGGAGCAACAGAAGUGUGUGUCUUGUUCAUUAACUGUUAACCAGGUCCUUAAUUUAACCCUUGAAAAAAUAAACACUUUAGAGAAAGUCUUUUGUUUUAUCAGAGAAAGUAAAUCUGCAUUGUUGGCUGCCAACAAGUACCAACAAUUGGCAUGCACAUUUGGAAAAGCAGCCGGAGAAUGCUCUCCCUGCUCUGUAUGAAGGUCACAUUUUGAAAAGUAGGGCCUGAUCAAAGAAGAGACAGCGACUGUAGGGGAUGGGAAAAGUAACACAUUCAAACUCAACUUUUUUAUUUAUUUUAGAUGCUUUCUUUAAUCACAAAUGUCAUUUUUUAAUUAAGUUAUUUAGCAAAAUAUAAUACGUGUCUAUUGUUGUGCUGUAAGAUUCAUAAAGAUCGCAAAAGGUUUGCAAAGUAUUCCAAGUACAUUUUACCAAGUAGGAAUGGAUGUUAAAAAGCUGUAACAAGAUAUAAGCAAGCUACAACAUGUUUUAUGUUUACUAAAAACUAUCAGAUUAUCAACAGCAGCUUUUGUGAAUACAAAAAUGCAUCAGAAUACAAGAUAACGAUUACUAUUGCAGUAUUAAUUAUCUCUAUAGUUUUACGUUUCAAAAUCCCUGAAUGCCAUUAACAUCAAAAGGCAUAUCUCAUCCCGGAAAAGAGCUUUCAUUCACUUGUCACCAUCACAAGGCCAGUAGACCAAAUAUUUGUGUAAAGUUGUCUAGGUAUGUGGUAUGGAUUCAAAGCACAGGGUUAUUUUUUCAAGUGAAUACUUCUUUCAAGUGUUAAUAACCUGCUGUGUGAACAUGAUACUGAUGGUACUGAUGAAAUGUUAAUUGGUAACAAAGGAUUUUUAUAUGCUUUAAUGGUUUCAUAAAAACUACCAAUAAACCAUAAUCAGAAAACUGUCUGUUAUCUGAUCAGUGUUUUAAGAUGUUAUGAACACAUCUACAUCAUUUUUUUUAUGUGCAAUUAAUCUGCAUAUCUGUUCUCACAUUUAAUCUUCAAACUAGCCAGACCGAAGCUACAAAAAUAGUUUAUCCAGGUAUUCUAUUUAGUAUGUUUUGUUUGGCAAUAAAAUAAAUGUACUAUACCUGUCAAAUGCCACAAUUAAAGAGAACAAGUUCUCAAAUAAAAAGACAGCAUGUUAUAAAGACAAAUUAAGAGAGGUAUAUAUUAUGUCUGUUUGCUUUACAAAAGACUUUGUAGAAAAUUCAAAGUGAAGGCCAUCUUCUCAACAUGUAGCAGCUGUACAUUGAGGAUAGAC